CCAGCAUCAGGCUCUAGCUAAAAGCGUGUAGCAGGCUGGAUGGAGUGUAUGAGUGGAUCAUCUCUCAGACUCCCCUUAAUCUCCUCAGUCAUCUCUGAAGCGACUAAUCCCGUGACGUCACCCGCCUUCCUUAGUAACCCUCCUCGGCGUCUCCGGAGGAAAACCAUCAACAUGGGUUUAUUAUCAAUUCUCCGAAAGCUGAAGAGUGCUCCAGACCAGGAGGUGCGCAUCCUGCUCCUGGGACUCGACAAUGGAGGAAAGACAACACUACUCAAGCAGCUGGCUUCUGAGGACAUCAGUCACAUCACUCCUACACAGGGCUUCAACAUUAAGAGUGUGCAAUCCCAGGGUUUCAAGCUAAAUGUAUGGGACAUUGGAGGCCAGAGAAAGAUCAGGCCAUACUGGAGAAACUACUUUGAAAACACUGAUGUGCUUAUUUACGUCAUAGACAGUGCAGAUCGGAAGAGGUUUGAAGAAACGGGGCAGGAGCUGGCCGAGUUGCUGGAUGAGGAGAAACUUAGUGGUGUCCCUGUCCUUAUCUUUGCAAAUAAGCAAGACUUGCUCACUGCUGCUCCAGCUUCAGAGAUUGCAGAGGGUCUGAAUCUGCACACCAUCAGGGAUCGCAUGUGGCAGAUCCAAUCCUGCUCUGCUCUCACAGGCGAGGGAGUCCAGGAUGGCAUGAACUGGGUGUGCAAGAAUGUCACGGCAAAGAAGAAGUAGGAGUGUUCGUACAUUUUUAAGCUAUCCAGGCACUGUGUGGAAAAGCAAACACUGUGGACUAUGUGGAAUCUUCACCAGCUGGACCAGGUUGUAGAGGAAUGAUCUCUGUAUUGACAGCAGCUGAGGAUGCCUAGGACAAGACCUUUAACCCCCCUGACUCUAGUAAACAUCCACCACCAUUGCACUGCGAGUUCUGUGCCGCACUCCUCCUGGAUUAUCCGAUUUACUCUCACUUUUCUGUUCGGUCCAAAGACUAACCAGUGCACCUAAAAUGAACCACUACAUCUAACCAAACCCUGCAGCUAUUAAAGCCUAACACUCCAUGCAUAACGUCUUGACAAGCUCAUCUCUGAUAUAAGCUGAGAUCCUCCUCUCUGUAUGUGUUGUCUGAACAGAGGCUUGUUACUUCUUGUAUUGCGGAUUGAUGAUGUGCUAUGAGCUAUCAGAAAUGUAUGUGCAUGUGUGUACAUGUAUGUGUACAUGUAGAAUGAGUUAAAACUAGCUUUAUGGAGUGCAAAAGUGUUUCUGAUCUCAUCUGAUCUGAUGUCAAAGUGAUGUUUGGCAUACGUACUUAUUUGCCCUGUCAGAGGGCACGCGCACUUGAGUUUAUCCAUACACUGUUUUAUAUAUUAGUCUUUUUAGAAGUUUGCUAAUUCUUUUAAAUAUCAUGCUUAUUUCUGUUUUUAAGGCUUCUUUGUUGUGUUGACUUCCAAAGAGCAUUUUGUAGGCUUGUACCAUAGUGUUAAAAAUUGAGUGCUCAUUUUGAUUUGGUUAAUGAUAGACGAGCAUCGGAAUAAGCCAGAGUGUGGGAAGGACAGUUACCUCUCACUUAGGACAGGACAUAAAUGAAACUGACAGGUGCCCUUGUAACAGGUUUAGUAGGCUUAAUCAUCUGGUUGUGGCAGUGGAGAGGUGCUUUGUGUGUGAGUGUGUCCAAUCUAAUAACCACCAGAGAAAAGGGAAGAACUGACAUGUUGGUGUUUUUCAUUUGUGUUUGUUUUGGGAGGGGGAUUUGUGAGUGUUUUACUUUGUGUAUUUUAACAUUCCAUUCCUCAGGCCUCAGUACAUCAGAACAUAGUAAAGGUUUAUGAUGGAACAUACAUGUAUCCGUGCUACUGUACAUUGUUUUCCUUUAUUCUUUCAAAUACUCCACUGUAAAUGAUUGUAAUGAAAAUCCAUUGUAAAUGAUUGUAAUGACUGAUGAUGAUUUUGCAGAAUAUUUUAUGAAACACUUUCUAGAGGACAGAGUCAUAUCAGCAUAAUAAACAUAUUGAAACACCAACAAACCAUGACUUAGGCA
Molecule: messenger RNA, 2020 nt
Organism: Pangasianodon hypophthalmus (striped catfish)
Lineage: Eukaryota; Metazoa; Chordata; Actinopteri; Siluriformes; Pangasiidae
Gene: arl3a
Product: ADP ribosylation factor like GTPase 3a
Exons: 6
Coding region: 40-720 (226 amino acids)
Biological process (GO): cilium assembly
Cellular component (GO): microtubule cytoskeleton; cytoplasm
Molecular function (GO): GTPase activity; GTP binding
Source: RefSeq, a predicted model, not a curated record